UAAGGAACGUAAUCCCUAGUGAUCACUUUCUCUCUCUUAUAUUUCUCUUCUAAGCCCAUGAGUGAAAGGUUGUUAUUAAGAGCACUGAAGGGUGGUGAAAACACUAAGAUCAUUACCUUGAAUGGGAAGAAGAUAACAAAGAUGCCCUCAGCAUUAGGAAAACUGCCUGGCCUGAAGACUCUAGAUCUUCAGAAUAACCAAAUCCCCAAGGUGUGCCCGGAAAUAAGCACCUUGACCCAGUUGACAGUACUAAAUCUGGGAAAUAACCUUUUGGAAGAAAUUCCGGAAGAGGUGAAAUACCUUACAUCCCUGAAGAAGCUUCAUUUAUUUGGAAAUAAGAUUUGUAAAUUUGCAUCUGGAGCAUAUGAUGGCUUACAAAAUUUGAUUCUGCUUAAUCUGAACAACAAUCAGCUCACAUGGAUUCCUCAAGAAGUCAGCAGAUUAAAAAGCCUUAUAUAUUUGAGUAUGAAUCAUAACCAGCUAGCCAGCAUUCCUAAAGAACUUUGUUUUCUUAAGAAUCUUUCUGAACUUCAACUUAACUACAAUCAGCUCAUUUACAUACCUGAAGAGAUUAAGUUCUUGAAGAAGCUCCAGAAGCUUCUUCUGGUGGGAAACAACAUUGAAGUUUUGCCAGAGGAACUUUGCGAUCUUAUAAACCUAAGAAUCCUAGACAUAGCUGGAAAUUUUAUUCAGACAUUUCCUUCAGGAUUUCAGAACCUGAAGCUAAAGGAAUUCUACUGUGAAGGAAAUCCACUGUUCCUGAGGCAGCCAGUUAAUGCUGUACAACAGGAAGACGCCUGGAGUCUACAGGAAAUAACAUCAAGAUUUAUAAUGAAUGAACUAGCAGUAAAGAAACCUUUCAUAAUGCACGUCAUAGAACAGCACCCACAGGUCAGGAACAUAAUCUCUCAGAGAAGAAAAUGUGCAAUAUGUGGAAAUUACUUUUUAACAAUAUGGCUGGAAUGCGUUGAAUUUGUUCCUCCACCAAAGAACUGGAAGAUAAGCAGAAAUCUACAGCUGGUACCUCUUCGAAUAUUAAUUUGUUCUUACAAAUGUUUUAAUCAACGUGGCCCUAACCUCUUUGGAAUUGCUCAAGUGUAGAGUCGGUGAGCAGCUCAUUUAGAGCCU
Messenger RNA from Mustela lutreola (European mink), 1128 nucleotides. It is a transcript of the gene LRRC69, whose product is annotated as leucine rich repeat containing 69. NCBI's taxonomy places the organism in Eukaryota, Metazoa, Chordata, Mammalia, Carnivora, Mustelidae. Bases 58 to 1101 code for a protein of 347 amino acids. The record is from RefSeq and is a predicted model, not a curated record. The transcript has 8 exons. Gene Ontology annotation, molecular function: protein binding.